Molecule: messenger RNA, 2079 nt
Organism: Aspergillus affinis
Lineage: Eukaryota; Fungi; Ascomycota; Eurotiomycetes; Eurotiales; Aspergillaceae
Exons: 1
Coding region: 1-2079 (692 amino acids)
Biological process (GO): transcription initiation at RNA polymerase I promoter; nucleolar large rRNA transcription by RNA polymerase I
Cellular component (GO): RNA polymerase I upstream activating factor complex
Molecular function (GO): RNA polymerase I general transcription initiation factor activity; rDNA binding
Source: RefSeq, a predicted model, not a curated record
AUGAGCAGUUCAAGCCUUUACGAGCCCGAGGAAGACGAAGAUGCGUCUGAUUCCGAUUUCGACGCCGGUCCAGCGCGGCGAACGAACGCCCCUCCUUCUUUCCCGCCAGCCGAGGGGCUGCAACAAUCCUCUGGUGAAGCGAACGAACAGUCUCCGCUAGAGUCAAUAUCCCACACGCGGUCUCAGGCGCUCGAGAGCCUUCGCAUGUCGCUAGCUCAGGAAUCGGUCACGGCGUACGGUAACCUCUUAGAUACGACACCCGAUGAUAAUUCACCUAUUCAAACCGGCGAAAUCGUGUCAACGCCCGCAAAAGAGAAGGAUUACAAAGGGAUUGUUCUAUGGACACCUACUGAGAAGGAGGUGUUCUUCAAUGUACUGGAAAGAAAGGGCAAAAAUGGAAUCACGGAGAUUGCCCAAGCGAUUGAGACAAAAUCGGAACUGGAAGUGCAGGAGUACAUCAAACUACUACAUGAGGGCUUAAACGAACGGCAUCAGUCUCAAAAGGAGUUCAAACCGGUCAUCCUGGGGGAGAUCCCCGCAGCGGCCGAGAUCAGCCCAAAAUGCUGUCAUGCGCUCGACAAAUAUGCAGAGCUACUGCGGCUUGAGGAGCAACUUUCGGAAAACGUGGCUGGACGACACAAGCAUUAUGAUAUGUGGAUCGUCGACCAAGGCGUUGCGGAAGAACUUGACGAGCAGAUCCAAUCGCAGGAUGAAACCUUCGCCUCGGGUAGCAGCAUUCACCAUACAGCGGGGCUGUUGAACUUGAAGUCCUGGAUCCGACUCUCGGAGCGGUUUUUAAUGAACUUCGGCGGUCAGAGACUCGACGACAACUGGACUAACGUCGCUUUCGCCGAUGAGACGCCGUCGGUAACCGCGGACGCCUUCGCAGAUUUCUACGCCCUGACGGUAAGCGUCACUCGGCGCUUGAUUCAUUCGGCGCUUUUCUUCGCCAUGUCCCGGCUGCACAGUAUGAGAGACACUGGUAAUCCCAAAGCGCAGGUUGUCAAACCGCGUGAUGUUCGGACCGCGCUGGACGUGCUGCACAUGAAACACGAUCGUUUCGACUAUUGGGUCGGAUUGGCGCGAAGGUGUCACUUGGACGUGGCCGAUCUUCGCCACCGCAAAGGCUGGAACUCAGUACAUAUGGAUUACAACGAGGUCGAGGACAUACUAUCUGACAGGGUCCCGCUCGACCAGCAACCCGGUGGAAGAAGUAUUUCGAGGCACCAAUCACGGGAUGGGGCUAGUGAUGACGAAGAAAAUGACCAUGCAGCUGGUGUCAGUGGUAAUGGUCCUGUUCAUACAUCGGAGCAGCUGUCAGAUGAGGAGGAUGACCACGCAGAACAAGUCGACCAACAAUCGAGCCUUCUAGAAGAACAGCAGAUAUGGCAAACAUUGGGCCAGUCACCACCCGCCUCCCUCCAAUCGCGCAUCGCGGAGGACCACAAGCGAGCCUCGAAAUUGCGCAGGCCAAUUGGAGACCAUAAGACGCCCGAGGAGCUAGUCGACUGGCGUAAUAGGACCCUAUACCGGGGAGACUGGGAGGAACACGGCAAUGAGGUAUUCGAUAUCUACGAAGACAUAUCCAAACAUCGACGGAAACGCCGUCGUAUUGAAAAGCCCGCUGUGUCGCUAGAUGUAAUCGACUCAUCAAACGACGAGAUAUCCGAAUCCGAUUCCAAUUCCGACUCAGAUGCUGCAGAUGGCGAUGCGGACGAUGUUGAAAAUCAAUUAGACGCUCCAGCAGAUUCAACCGCCGGCGAAACCGAUGAGAUGGAGAUCGGAGACCCUGAACCCGACCUACCAACACUUCAACAAACACCUACCAAAGACUCCCUCGCAACAUCAUCCCCUUCACCAGUCCUCUCUCCCUCAAAACACAGCAAUAUCUCCAUCAAACCCGACCUCUACAACUACGAUCCGAACAAAUACCAGGAUCCCCCGUCAAACUCCGAAGAUGAUCUCCCUGCUAAACACGAACGACGAAAAUCAUAUUCGUCAUUUGAAGCCGAGGAUGACAUGGAUGGAAUACCGUUGCAUUCGCAACCGAUGAGCCCGACUGACUGGCUGUCGGAAUAA